AGACCCACUGACCCAAUUUAUGUCUCUUCCCAGUCUGCAGAUUCAGACCUGCCUUACCCUCCACCUCAGAGGGAACCCAACAUCUACAUGGUCCCUCAAGGAAUUAAGCCAGUUCUCCAGCGUACGGCCAUCGAGAUAUUGGCCUGGGGUCUUCGAAACCUGAAGAGUUACCAGUUGGCCAGUGUGACUUCUCCCAGUCUUCUGGUGGAGUGUGGUGGGCAGAUGGUCCAGUCAACUGUGAUCAAGAACCUGAAGAAGAACCCCAACUUUGACAUCUCCGUCCUCUUCAUGGAAGUGGUGAGGCAGCUUCCUUCUGCAAUCUCUUGUCUCGUAUGAGAAUUACUCUCUC
Molecule: messenger RNA, 349 nt
Organism: Notechis scutatus (mainland tiger snake)
Lineage: Eukaryota; Metazoa; Chordata; Lepidosauria; Squamata; Elapidae
Source: RefSeq, a predicted model, not a curated record